AUGUUUCCGCUGCUCCCGGGAGGACACGCCGAGCAGCCGCACACCGUGCCUGGAUCCAGAAGGGAGCUCUAUGUCAACCACAGGGCGCAGAUCCAGCUAAAAAAAGCCAGCGCCGCUGCUUUCAGGGGGCGUAAACAGGUGCGAUCCAGAGAGACAAACUGGCCUCCUAUUAACAGGUCCUUGGAUGCCCCGCGGCGCAGCGUCCUGGGCCGCCCACUGCUUCCCAAUGGCCGGGAGUUGACCACGCCCACCAGGAUGACGCUGCGCGAGCAGCUGAGAGAGAAGAUCUCGGCGGCCUUCUACCGCCACGGGCUGCUGUGCGCGUCCUACCCCGUUCCCAUCAUCCUCUUCACCUCCGCCAGCAUCCUCACCUGCUGCUAUCCCUUGUUGAGGCUUCCCCUACCAGGCACAGGUCCGGUGGAGUUCACCACGGGGGUGCGGGACUACAGCAUCCCUUCCCAUGAUGCUCAGGGAGACCAAGGAGAACGGCCUGACUGGUACCGGGGUCCUCCGGUUGCCUACAUCCAGCAGGUGCUGGUGAAGGCAGCCGUGUCUCCGUGGGACGGCGGCCUGGUGCCGGUGGACGUGUUCCGGUCCCCGCUGGGUCAGGUCUUCAGCCUCCUGGAGGAGAUCCGCAACCACGUCCACUCCGACGGCUCCGGCAUUCGCAGCCUGGAGACGCUGUGUCUCCAGGUAACGGACCUGUUUCCAGGGUUACGGCGGAUGCAGUCGGUGCUGCCAGAGCACGGCUGCCUGCUCGUCUCUCCCGGCAACUACUGGCAGAACCAACGGGACCUGUUCGACUCGGACCCCGACCUCCUCAAGACCAUCCAGAAACACGAACCGAAAGGACUGCACACCUCAGCGACGCUGCGAGACCUCCUGUUUGGCGUUCCUGGAAAGUACACGGGGGUUAGUCACUACAACAGGAAGAGAGUGGUGACCUACACCAUCACCGUGGUGCUCUCCAGCUACGACGCUCGCUUCAUGAGCAGCUUACGGACGCGGCUGAAGCAGCUCCACCCGUCGGCCAACUGCAGUCUGAGGGAUGACCACAUGGUUCACGUCCACUUCAAGGAGGAGAUCGGCAUCCCCGAGCUCAUCCCCCUCGUCACCACGUACAUCAUCCUGUUCGCCUACAUCUACUUCUCCACACGUGAGUCCGGCUGUGCCCGAGUGGCGGUACCUAACCCUCUGUUCGCCGUUCCGUCGGGAUUUCGCCACUUUGUUGCUCGCCGCUGGACCUUUGGGCAGUCGGCGCACACAGAGCCGCCAAAGAUUCAAAGCCACGCCCGCAGCGCGUUUCUGUGUAAAAUCGACAUGGUGAAGUCCAAAUGGGGCCUGGCUCUGGCCGCUGUGGUCACCGUCCUCAGCUCCCUGCUCAUGUCUGUGGGGCUGUGCACGCUGUUUGGACUGACACCCACGCUCAACGGAGGGGAGAUCUUUCCGUACUUGGUGGUGGUGAUCGGCCUGGAAAACGUCCUGGUCCUCACAAAGUCUGUGGUUUCCACCCCCGUUGACCUGGAGGUCAAGCUGCGCAUUGCUCAGGGCCUCAGUAAUGAGAGCUGGUCUAUCAUGAAGAACAUGGCCACUGAACUCUGCAUCAUCCUCAUUGGAUAUUUCACUCUGGUUCCAGCCAUCCAGGAGUUCUGUCUUUUUGCUGUCGUCGGGCUCGUGUCUGACUUCUUCCUGCAGAUGUUCUUCUUUACAACAGUUUUGUCCAUAGACAUCCGCCGCAUGGAGUUGGCAGACUUGAACCGCCGGCUGCCAGCUGAAGCCGGUCUGCCCCCCCCAAAGCCAGGCCCCCUGCGAACGCGUGAGGUGCCCCCGCCGCCUCGCCCCUCCCCCCACACCAUCACCCUGCAGACGCCAGCCUUCCGGAACCUGCGGCUGCCCAAGAGGCUGCGCGUGGUGUACUUCCUGGCCCGCACACGGCUGGCGCAGCGCAUCAUCAUGGCGGGCACAGUAAUCUGGAUUGGCAUCCUUGUUUACACGGACCCUGCUGGCAUCAGCACCUACCUGGCCGCGCAGGUGUCCGAGCAAAGCCCCCUGGGAGACCCCGUGGCGGCCGGCCUGCCCCCGCACCUGGCGGUGGCUCCAGUUUUUCGUGGAGCAGACCCCACCAGCACCCUGAGCAUCCACCCUCCACCAGAUCCAACCCCUUUACCCGAAAACCAGUCGCAGGGCCACCACGAGGCGGCCAGGCCCGGGCCCCUCCCCCCGGCUCCUCCCGCCGUGCCUCAGAUCACCUGGGGCGCGGAGGAUGACGAGGGGUGGAGGAGGCUGUCUUUCAGGCACUGGCCUUCCCUCUUCGGCUAUUAUAACAUCACUUUGGCAAAAAGGUAUAUUAGCAUCCUACCCGUCAUUCCCGUCACCGUUCACGUCAGCCCCCAGGAGGCCAUCGAGACACGUCACCCCCAGGACACCAGGCACCCCCCGCCCCUCGUUCCCAAAGUUUCUGCCGACUUGCAAACAGACCUCACUCUCUACAAGGUGGCGGCUCUGGGGCUGGCGGCGGGCGUCCUGCUGGUUCUCCUGCUCUUCUGUCUCUAUCGGGUGCUGUGCCCGCGUAACUACGGGCAGAACGGCGUGGCUCACGGGCGCCGGCGGCGCGGAGACCUUCCCUGCGACGAUUACGGCUACUCCCCCCCCGUCAGCGAGAUCUCGCCGCUGCUGCUGAGAGGACACAGUAUGGACAUCGAGUGUUUGGCCAGUGACGGGAUGCUGCUGGCCAGCUGCUGUUUGGCCGGACAGAUCCGGGUCUGGGACGCCCAAACCGGGGACUGCCUGACCGUGAUUCCAAAGCAGAUCAGUGGCUGCUGGGAGCAGCGGGACGGCUGGGACGGCUUAAUCGGAGCGGCGGAUUCGGACUGUCUGGACCGAGCAGGUCGGGAUCCCUCUAUAGGGUGCGACAGCCUGUCGGAGGACGAGUGCUACCCCGUGCGCCGCCGCGCCGCCGCCCCGCCCCGCCCGGCCCUCUUCACCGACCAGCCCGACCUGACCCCGCUCAUCGACACCAACUUCACCUCCCAGCCCCCCCCCUCCCACCUCGCCACUCCGCCCAGAGGCGGCUUCGACUUCGGGGGCCUGGUGGAGCGCGCCUACAUGGAGCACGAGCCGCCCUCUCCCUCCGCCUACCCGUCCCCCUCCCCGGCCUCCUCCUCGCCGCCGUCCGGCGCCCAGCCCCAGAGGCGGCAGAGCUUAGGGGACGGAGCGGCGCUCUCCAACCCGGAGAAGGGCUCCGCCGCCGGGACCCCGGCCGCCGCAGACUUUGACAGCUCGGUGUGGGCCAUGGAGCUGAGAGGAAACCUGAUAGCGGCCGGGAGGAGCAGCGGCAAACUGGAGCUGUGGGACGCAGUGGAAGGAUCGCUGCGGUGCUGUAACGAAGACGGAGCGUCUGGGAUCACAGCUCUGGCUUUCCUCAACAACAGAAUCGUGGCGGCCCGUUUGAACGGGUCCUUGGACUUCUUCACGGUUGAGAUCCACAAGCCGUUGGGGCUGCUGCAGUACAGGGGCGCCCCGGGCCGAGGCAGCGUGCCCCCGUCCCCCUGCUACAGCAGCGAGGACGUGAUCAGCUGCCAGCUCACGCGCUCGGUGCAGUGCGCCCACCAGAAGCCCAUCACGGUGCUGCGGGCGGCCGCCGGCCGCGUGGUGACCGGCAGCCAGGACCACACAGUGCGGGUCUAUCGCCUGGAGGACUCGUGCUGCCUCUUCACGCUGCAGGGCCACUCCGGGGGCAUCACGGCCAUCUACAUCGACCAGGUCCGUCCUUCAGCCGGCCAUUUUUUUCUUUCUAUUUUGUGA
Messenger RNA from Menidia menidia (Atlantic silverside), 3804 nucleotides. NCBI's taxonomy places the organism in Eukaryota, Metazoa, Chordata, Actinopteri, Atheriniformes, Atherinopsidae. The record is from the annotation of a GenBank genome assembly.